Molecule: messenger RNA, 3897 nt
Organism: Rhincodon typus (whale shark)
Lineage: Eukaryota; Metazoa; Chordata; Chondrichthyes; Orectolobiformes; Rhincodontidae
Gene: rapgef5a
Product: Rap guanine nucleotide exchange factor (GEF) 5a
Exons: 26
Coding region: 116-2749 (877 amino acids)
Biological process (GO): Ras protein signal transduction; positive regulation of GTPase activity
Cellular component (GO): plasma membrane
Molecular function (GO): guanyl-nucleotide exchange factor activity
Source: RefSeq, a predicted model, not a curated record
GCUGGGUGGAGUAUGUAAAACUGCAGCUUAUCAAACAGAACACAGUGGACUCAGCUGCAAACUGAACUACAUUGCAAUACAGGAAAAAUGAGUAUUUGUGCCAGCUUGUGAGAGAAUGGCUCAACCGACUGAUAUUCCUGGCAGUUUCUGUGUCCCAGAAGUAGGACUUUUAGCUGCUAUAAAAUGGAGAAAUGUAAAGGGGCAAGGACAAUUAAAACAGAAGAUAAAAGACCUACCUGCACUUCUGAAGAAUGGAUUGAACCUCAAGAAGAAGCAGGCUGAUGUGCAGGUGGACAACUUGGAACAAAAUGCUGAUAAUCAUCCAUCAAAUUCCAGAAGAAAGAUAUAUUCUGAAAUUAUUUGCUGUGCAGGGAAAGUGCUGAGAAAGAACUUUCUGAAACAAGCACCUCAUCUUGUAAAAGAUCGUGUGACCACCAGAGGAAAAUGCAUGACCUGCUGUGUGGGUUUUGAAAUGGUGGACUGGUUACUGGAUCAAUGUCCUUUCAUCUAUACGCGGACCAAGGCAGAAGGCAUCUGGCAGAUUCUGUUAGAUCUGGGAAUUCUAUCUUCAGUGAUGGAAAAUCAAGAGAAUUUUCAGGAUAAAGACAUCAUCUACCAGUUUUCAAAUGAUGAAUAUGAUGAUCUGGCCUGUCCCUUCAGGAAGGAAGGCGAGUGGAAAAAUGGUGUAAGACUGCUCGGCCACAUAGUUCCUUAUGUUCAAUCCAGAACAAAUCUGCAAGUAAUAUCAGAGCAAAGUUCAGCAGAGGAGAAAAUAGCAUCAUGUGAUGAAAUCCUCCAAAUACAGGCUCUUGCUCUUUUAUCGACCACGGUGAACAAAGAGCUGGUUGCUGCUAUUGCUGCAAGAGGAGAAACACCAUCGUGUGGAGAAGAGAACAGAAAUGACAUCAAGCCAGUUGAAUUGAAAGGCUCUGUGAAUAAUAUCAAGCAAAAUAAGGAUGGAGUAGUAUGCGGGUUAAGAGAGGAAGAUGAUUUUGAUGGCAUUGGCUUAGUCCAGAAACACUCAGCUGCAGCACAUAUCAUUCUAACUGAAGAUAAUUGUCAUAUUCAGCCAAUAAUCCAAGAGAAUGUCAGCCGGAUUUCAAAGAAUGAUGAAGCAAACACAGCUCGAGUUAAAGAACGAGGCCAAGAUAUACUCAUCCUGAAAAAAAUGUCGUCAUCUAGCCCAGCCCCUACUGCAGGGAGUGCCCAGAAUGAUGGGAGAUACACGGUGGUGGCUGGAACCCCUGAGAAGAUUCUAGAGCAUCUGCUCAAAGGUAUGCGCUUGGAGGAAGGUGAAUGUAAAGAGGCAGAUAUGUUGCUGGAUGACUUUCUUCUCACAUACACAGUCUUCAUGUCAACCAAUGACUUGUGUCACGCAUUACUAAGGCACUAUUGUUCAAAGACAUUUACAGAAAAACAAGAAGGCUCAGAUAACAGCUUGUAUCGAAAGCGCAAAGUGCUACGCAUUGUUUCACAGUGGGUAUAUCUUUACAGGACUUUGUUACGAGAAGAUGAAAAUACUAAGUUGGUUUUCAAGAACCUUUAUAGGUGCGUACUUGAUGAUCUUUAUGAAUAUCCUAGUUUGGAAAAGGAAUUGAAAGAACUUCAGAGCCUGUUUUGGAUUCCACGCAGGCACACCAUUGAUGAAUAUUCACCGCACAAAAAGAAUACAACAAAUUUCCAUCAAUUCAGUUGCAGAGAGAAGUGGCUGCAACCUAAGGCAUAUCAAGCUGAAGAAGUUUUCUGCCGUGUUUAUGUGGCAGAUCAUUCUUAUGUCAGUUUCCGAACUAAGAUGUCAACAUCAGCACAGCAAGUUCUUCACAUUGUGGCUGAGAAACUCCAGCAAUGUGACGAAGAUUUGAUGCUCAUGGCAGUGACUUCCACUGAUGAAAGGCAAAUUCUUCAACCUGAUGAUGUGUCUCUUUUUACAUCACUGGAUCCCACUACUCGCAUAUUUGUUUGUAAAAAAGAUCCCACUGAUAUCUUGACUCUUACAGCAGAAAAUGACGAAAUACUACAACGAACUAUCCAAAUGCUUGGAAUGAAUACCUGGCAAUUGGCCAACAAAUUAACCAAUUUUGAUUGGGAUUUGUUUAACUGCAUUUGUGAACAGGAACUGAUCUAUUACACAUUCCACAGAAGGAACACCACUGCCAAUCUUGACUUUAUGCUGCAGCGGUGCAAUGAAGUUCAACUGUGGGUUGCCACUGAAGUCCUCCUCUGUAGCCAGCUAUCCAAACGAGUGCAGCUUGUCAAAAAGUUCAUAAAGGUUGCUGCUCACUGCAGGGCAUUAAGGAACCUUAACUCUUUCUUCGCCAUAAUCAUGGGUCUUAACAGUGCUGCCAUCUGUCGACUCUCUCAGACAUGGGAGAAAGUACCUGGGAAAUUUAAGAAGCUAUUCUCUGAACUUGAAAGUUUUACGGAUCCAUCCCUGAAUCAUAAAGCAUAUAGAGAUGCUUUCAAAAAGAUGCAGCCACCAAAGAUUCCCUUCAUGCCUCUGCUGUUGAAAGAUGUAACAUUUAUUCAUGAAGGAAACAAAACCUUUUUGGACAACCUUGUCAACUUUGAAAAGCUGCACAUGAUUGCAGACUCCAUCAGGUUGCUGAGACACUGCAGGAGUAAUCAGAUCAGUAUGGAAGAUAAUCAGAAAGACCAUCAGGAUGUGAAAGCAUAUGUUCACUACUUGCACGUUAUUGAAAGCCAAGAGACAUUAUUCCAGCUUUCUCACAGACUUGAGCCAAGAUCUUAACUAAAGCUCCAUCAACUUGUAAGAUCACUGUAUUGAUGUUGAGUAAAAGCUACAGAGAACUGCAGUCAUGACAACUGUGGCAAAGUGACUGGACCAUUGUGCUACAUGACCAGUCUCUUGUGAAAUCAUAGGCACAGUUUACAUACAAAUUCGACACAAGGUGGUGAGAAAGCAACAAUUAGUUUAAUAAGACACUUCCAUGGUGUUCAGUCAAGAAGCUAUGUUGCAAGAACCUUCGGCAGAGGCACUGAACAGGGAACAAGCUAAGAAACAAUCAACUACUGUUUGCUAAAACUAAGCAGAAUAGAAUUCUGUCCAUAUUUGUCAGAAGACAAUUUUUAAUUCAUUUUUCUUGUGCCAAACUCUCAACGCAAAGACAGAGGACUUUCUUCUCUACUUUGACAUGUGGCAAUUGGACUUUGCAUCAAUUGGAUGAACCUGCCACUGGCCCUGGGAAAAUACCCAGAAACAGACCUGCAUGAAGAGAGAAGGAAAUAGUUACUGCUGCAGAAAACAUUGAGCUACAACAACUCAAAGGGGCAGUUAGUUUUAAAUAUUUAAUACAAAUGCCGUUGGUCCAAUAAAGGAGCAGAAUCUAUCAAUAAGAAUUGGCAGCCCAUUCUGCUUAAAAGAAAGCUCACUAUGCCUUGAGUCUUUAAAUUACUUGCUGUGCCUCUCCCAGCAACACUGCGCACCAUUGAAUGUAGGCAUUUCCAGCAAUCAUUAUUGUCAAAGGGAUGGAAAAUGUUAACCCUAUCACCAUAUAUAAAAGCCCGCCAGGAUUUUUCAGGACUAAAAAUUUCUAGGAGCAGUGAUGAUAAAAACCUAAUGCAUAUUGAAAUGUGGAUUCUCACACCACUGGGCAACCGGGAAGAGAAAUUCUUGUCUGAUAUUUUAGUCGUUUUUAAUGUAUUUCUUCAUGAGAAGAGUUCACUGAAUAAAAAAAUGACUGUAUUACAGUGCUAUAAACAUAAAUGCCAUGCUAAGCAGUUUAAUGAAGCUAAUGAUUUAAGGUUUUAGUAAAUUUUAUAUCUAAUGAUGGUGCAGCUUCCUUUGAUGUGGAAGUAUAUUGUCCCAUAGUCAAAACAGUACUAAGAGUAUUUGUGCAUUAAGCUAAAUAAAACACAUUUGUAAAGUUUGUACCCGUA